UACUCCACCAGUGAUUCAAACCAUAUUCCUUGCUCUGCGGGAUUCUGUUUAUUUACUUUUGUAAAUUGCAGUAAAAUUAGUUUACAAACAGUUGCGUUAUUCUCGUGAAGUACUCUUUUUGAUAAAAUGUUGUCUGAAGUCUGAACGAUUAUUUUAUUGUAUGAUGACGAGCAGCUUGGGAUAAGUUGUCAGGUGGAAUAUUAGAGUACUAUUAUGUUGGCAUCUGCAUUAUGCAUUUGUUUAAUAUUUGUUGUGACACUGUCUGCAGGUUAAGCUAUUUUGCAAGUUCUCUCCACUUUGGAUCUGGUAGUGAGGUCAUUCUUGGGUUCGGAUGAAAACAAUUGCAAUGUGCUUCUCUCUCUUUCAAGUUCCUCGAUGCAAAAUUCACACCUUAACUAAUUCGUGGUGGGGAAGUUAUAUAAAGUUAGGUAGAGGUAGUCUUGGUAAUUCUAGCUUCAAAAUUGUUGGUUCUCAUAAAUAUGAUAUUGAAGGAGGAUAUAGUAGGAGGUGGAUUAGAAGAUCUGUAAAUACGAAAACAGGAGGAAACAAGGACACCUUGAGCGGCAAAACUAGUAUCAGACAUGAAAUUUCAGAGGAAACAAGUAACAUUAAGUUGAAUACAUAUGAAUUAGAAACAACUGAAAUAGAAAGAAAUCAAUAUUAUGUUCAAACAAAUAUUGCUGACAACAAAGACUUGGAAAACCUUGCAACUUUUAUUGUUUUCGAUAUUGAAACUACUGGGCUUGGCAGAGAGAAUAAUCGGAUUAUUGAGAUUGCAUUACAAGACCUACGAGGAGGAGAAAACAGUACUUUUCAGACUCUAGUGAAUCCGGGACGUUAUGUGCCAAACACAUACAUUCACGGCAUUUCAAGCAACAUGGUCAAUAGAUCUGAUGUUCCCAGGAUGGAGCAGCUGAUUCCCAUCUUACUCCAGUAUAUACAAAGCCGCCAGAUACCUGGUGGAGAUGUGGUUUUAGUUGCUCACAAUGCUCGCACUUUUGAUGUCCCCUUCUUGAAAAGAGAAUUUAGUCGCUGCUCUUAUGAGAUUCCUUCGGAUUGGUUAUUCAUCGACACCCUUCCACUGGCUCGUGCAGUGAUGAAAUCUAAAGGAUCAAAAGUUCCUUCUAAAGUAACUUUACAAGCCCUCCGAGAAUACUACAGUAUUCCAUUGAUUGGUUCGGCCCAUAGAGCCCUAUCGGACGUACACUCGUUGGCAAUGGUUCUCCAGAGGUUGACAUAUGACCUGAAAUUGCCAAUAUCUGGCCUACUUCAGAGCUCGUUUAAGUAAGAGAGAGUUGUGGCCAAGUUCAGUUCUUUAGGUUCUCUUUGUUAUAUUAUUUG
Molecule: messenger RNA, 1341 nt
Organism: Olea europaea var. sylvestris
Lineage: Eukaryota; Viridiplantae; Streptophyta; Magnoliopsida; Lamiales; Oleaceae
Product: exonuclease DPD1, chloroplastic/mitochondrial
Exons: 3
Coding region: 332-1288 (318 amino acids)
Biological process (GO): DNA catabolic process
Cellular component (GO): cytoplasm
Molecular function (GO): nucleic acid binding; 3'-5'-DNA exonuclease activity
Source: RefSeq, a predicted model, not a curated record